Acanthochromis polyacanthus (spiny chromis) is the source of this 2037-nucleotide messenger RNA. RefSeq names its product reprimo-like (gene rprml). NCBI's taxonomy places the organism in Eukaryota, Metazoa, Chordata, Actinopteri, Pomacentridae. The transcript has a single exon. Bases 1044 to 1367 code for a protein of 107 amino acids. The record is from RefSeq and is a predicted model, not a curated record.
ACUUUACAUGCUAACUAUAAGAGAACAAGCCCAAACUGUAGCCAAUAUCCACAAUUAAAUAUGUGUUUUUACAAAUAGUCAUUUGUUCUUUUACAAUGUUUGACUAAAAUCUCACCCAGUUUUACUGUAUUUAAAUCAGCCACAUGUUUUUGCAUUUUACUGGUGCAAACAUCAGUAAAAUUACAAACAGACUCAAUCUACAUAUAAAUAGAUCAAAUUCACAAUGUAUGCCAUCACAAUGCACUUCAGCAAUCAUAUCUAAUGUAAAAUAAGAUUAAAAAGAAAGAUUUUUACAUCAAGGUACAUGUCAAUCUUUGUUGCAAAAGGUGUAGAAUGACUAUGUAUUCUGAAAUGUAUUCACAUGAACCAAUUUGUUCACUGAAAAAGGGGAGAAACACUGCUACAGUAUUUGUGUUAAACUUACCAAAAGAAAGAGAAUCAAAAUGCAUUAGAAACUGAUCUCACUGCACUUUAGUUCACUGACAGUCAGUGGACUGAUGCGACAAGAACACUUGUUAAUUUUCAAAUGUUUUCUUGUUUAAUUUUUUCCUCCACAUGCAUCAUCUCUUCACCCGAGGCCACCUGACCGCCUGCCCGGUGGGAGUGGCGGCUCCACGGGGAACUCAUCAUCACUUUAAAACGCACCAGAGACUUGGCACAAAAGAAGCGCUCGCAGGCGAGCAGAGACGCGCGGGGAGUGUCUCUUAUUACCCUGGAAGGAAACGGCGUUUGGCACUUUUAAGCACCGCCUUGAAGAGUCUCUAUAAAUUUGGUAAAACGUGGACUUCGAGUUGUAGAAACUUAGUUUUUGUUUGGCACCGUUUCGGUUACAGCUCCGGGGAUGUGGAUGGAGCCUUUACGCACCGAAGCUGUGGCACACCUCGAGGUUUGGUUGUAGAUUUGAGAAACGCUUUUGUUCCAAUCUCGUCGUUUCUUUAUCUGAACAGUCACAUGACGCAAAGUUUCGCUCGGAGUCCAGGUUUUGCGGAGAGACUUUGCGCCUUCCAGCUGGAGUUUUGCUGCUGUUAACCUGCAAACCAAACAUGAACGUUUCUCUCUUCGACGUGACGCAGGGCGCGCUGUUCAACGGGAGCCUCGCCGGGACUCUGGCCAUCGGGAACGGCACAGAAAACGUGGUGACCGGCGACGGCGGCGGCUCACUGGUGCUGCUGCAGGACGAGCGCAAACUGUUCUUGAUGCGGGUGGUGCAGAUCGCGGUGCUGUGCGUGCUGUCGCUCACCGUCAUGUUCGGGAUAUUUUUCCUCGGUUGCAACCUGAUGAUCAAGUCAGAGAGCAUGAUUAACUUCCUGGUGAAGGACCGGAGACCCUCCAAAGACGUGGAAACGGUCAUGAUCGGGCUCAGCUAGCGCACCGACGAUCAGGUACCGAGGAGCUGCAUCUGCAUGUACUCAUCCAAGACGCUCUGUGUGUGUCCUCCUGAGGAAAGAUAUGCAAAAACUUCACAUUUCCUUCCAAAAAAGAAAAAAAAAAGCGACUACAGGAGAGUAGUCCAGCGACCAGUGUGUGUGCGUAAAGUUCGUGCGUAAAAUCCGGGCAAUUGUUUACACGUGGGCCGAUCUGUUGAAUAUUUUGGAGUGAAUUUCAUAUUGCCAACUUGAACAAAGUGACGACAAUGUUUACAAGCUGUUACCUCAUUUUUUGGGUUGGUUUUGUUUUCUUUUUGUAAAUGAUAAUGUUUUAAAAAUCCGUUCCAAAAGCAUGAUUGUGAAUUCUUAGCUGCACGCCUGCCAGUGUUCUCAGUGGACGUGAUGGACAUGUGGGUAUUCUCGAUACAAAGUAUUUUUUUCUUGUUUGGUAAAUACACUCUAAAUACUGAGAUCUUGACGUUCUCCCCCCCCCAACAGAACUCCGUCACAGCUUUAUGGAGUGUUCUGGUUCUCCUGUUUGGCAUGCUUUGAUCUGUGAGGUGAUUUGAUGGACCCGUUUUGCACUUUUGAAAUCACUGAUGCUGCAUGAAUUAUUUUGUACCAAAUACUUGAAAUUGCAGCAUGCAAUUAAAACAUUGAAAUGAGCAUA